Dioscorea cayenensis subsp. rotundata (Guinea yam) is the source of this 1401-nucleotide messenger RNA. RefSeq lists its product as uncharacterized. Bases 19 to 1233 code for a protein of 404 amino acids. The record is from RefSeq and is a predicted model, not a curated record. The transcript has 9 exons. NCBI's taxonomy places the organism in Eukaryota, Viridiplantae, Streptophyta, Magnoliopsida, Dioscoreales, Dioscoreaceae.
GCCCGCCUUCCCCGCGCCAUGGCGGGCGCUGAUGGCACGACGUGGCCGAGGGUUUCAGCCCUUGUCGUUGCUGUCGCCGUCGCCGUCGCCUCCGCUUCCAUAGCCGCCUCCUUCCUCUCCACUUCCAUUUCCCGGAGGAAAUCGAAGCGUAUGGCCUCCAAAAUCCGUGAUCUCGAGGCCUCUCUUGAGGCUGCCCUGGAGAAGUGCGCUUCAGAGCGCCGUGGCAGGGUUAAUGCUCAGCAGGCUUUGAGGAAGGCUUUGGCGCAGCAGAGCUCUGAUGAGAUGAGGCCGAGGCCGGGGCAGCCUCUGCCUUCUUUGUGUUACCCGAUGGUCCCCAUUGGCACGGUCCGAUCCUGCUUCUCCACCAGAUAUGGCACACCAAGACAACCUUUACUUGUACCCCUUGCUAGAGCAUGCGUGGUAUUUGACCAAGUUCGAGUUCCUCCAGAUGCGCUUGAAGGCCUUGCUAACUAUUCUCAUUGUUGGAUAUUGUAUGUGUUUCAUUUAAAUACUAAUCUGGACAAGUUGUGGGAGCAUCCAGCUAGGUCAAAGAUGAAGGCAAAGGUGAGAGUUCCUAGACUCAAGGGUGGAAAGAUGGGAGUACUUGCCACAAGGUCUCCACAUCGGCCUUGCCCCAUUGGUCUUACUGUUGCAAAGGUAGAAGCAGUGGAUGGUCGUGCGGUUAUGCUAUCAGGAGUAGAUUUAGUUGAUGGCACGCCAGUACUUGAUGUCAAACCUUAUCUGCCAUAUUCUGAUUGCAUCCAAGAUGCUACUAUCCCUGAUUGGGUGAAGGUGGAUGAUACAUUAACUGUGGCUUCAGUUAGCUUCUCAGCUGACUUUCUGUCAUCUCUAUCUGAUUGCUGGAUGGCUGCUGAGAGACAAUCCAUGUAUUCAUCGGCUGAGGAAUUUCAAUGCUUGAUCAAAGAGGUCCUCUCUUGGGACAUAAGGUCGUCGUCCCAACAGAGCCAACUGCACCAUCAGGGCCUUGAAGUAGAGAGCUAUGUUAAAAGUGAUACCGUAGAGAAUGGUGGUGGUAGUGAUUUGUAUGAACCAGCUGAUGAUACAGUAACAUAUCACCUAGUUUUGGAAGGAAUAUGUGUUUCCUACAAAAUUGAUUGUUAUUCCAAUGUCAUAGUAGAGAGAGCUGACCUUGUCACUACUUCAAAAAAUCCAAGCAACUAUCAACUCAACCACUCAAAUUGGAGGGCCAUGAUGGCGCAUUUGCACCAAUAGUGCUUAAUUUGAUGCUUGUGCAUCUGGAAAAGGUGAAGGGCUCAAAAGAGGAAAAAUUGCUUUUCCUCAAAAAAUGAUGCCACCAUUACAAGCUCCCUUAAAAAUUCGAAGUGUGUUGAGGACAAAAAAAAAAAGCUUGUUAUAUGAACAUGACAUCUAAUGUACUCC